Oncorhynchus gorbuscha (pink salmon) is the source of this 4597-nucleotide messenger RNA. Its product is annotated as bone morphogenetic protein 10-like. Gene Ontology annotation, molecular function: cytokine activity; growth factor activity. The record is from RefSeq and is a predicted model, not a curated record. Gene Ontology annotation, biological process: SMAD protein signal transduction; BMP signaling pathway. The coding region runs from base 144 to 1565 and encodes 473 amino acids. Gene Ontology annotation, cellular component: extracellular region. NCBI's taxonomy places the organism in Eukaryota, Metazoa, Chordata, Actinopteri, Salmoniformes, Salmonidae. The transcript is spliced from 2 exons.
CACACCACCCUGUCAGCCCCGAGACAAACUGCCGUUGGAUAAGGUAGAACUGUUCCGCAGGUAUCCUCUGCUGAGGAUCCUAUUCUAUUUCCAUACUUGAUACUCAUCCUUUGGACCUGAACCCGCCUUUGACUCAGGCAGUCAUGGUUACUCCAGUGUUCUCCAUACUGGGCUACAUCUACUCUCUGAGCCUCCUGCCUCUGCUGCUGCCUGGUUCGAGCCAGGGCAGUCCCAUCAUGUCACCUGAGGAGUUUCGAAGGGGCCCUGGGGCUAGAGGUCUGGUGGAUACCUCCAUGUUGGAGCAGAAUGAAGACCUGGACAUGCAGGACUUUCAGGGUCAGUUUCUGUCCACAUUGAACCUCACAGAGCUGGGCCCCCGGCCAAGGCCCCGUGAGGCCCGUAAAGAGCCACCAGAAUACAUGCUGGAACUGUACAACCGCUUUGCCAACGAUCGCACGGCCAUGCCCUCUGCCAACAAAGUGCGUAGUUUCAAGAAUGAAGAUUCCUCCUUCUACAGUGUGACGGUCAGGGGUGUGAGGACACACCCCCUGCUGUUCAACAUCUCCAUCCCCCACCACGAGCACAUCCUCACCGCCGAGCUCCGCCUCUACACCCUGGUCCAGAGGGAUCGCAGAUGCUACGCCGGCCUUGAUCGCAAGGUGACCAUCUACAAGAUCCACGAGGGGGGGCACUGGAGGAAAAAAGAGGGGAGGGACGAAAGAAGAAAUGAGCAGGAGACAGACAAAAUGGAGGAAAUGGAGGUGCUGGCAACCCGGCAAGUCUAUGGUAAAGACGAUGCCUGGAUUACCUUUGACCUGACCCAUCAGGUCAACCUUUGGUGUAAGGCAGAGAGCUUCGCCCACCGACUGGAGGUCCACAUUGCAAGUCUGGGUUCUGAUGGUGGGAAGACCCCCCAGGUCAGAGAAGAGGAUGGAAGGAAAGAGUUGGUCGAUGUGGAUGUUGACAUGGGCUCAGAUGGUAAACACAUGCCAGUGGUGAUUGUGUUCUCAGAUGAUCAGAACAGAGACCAUCGUGAGGAGGACAAGCGGGAGCUCAACCAGUUUACAGAACAUGAGAAUGACCUGCCGGCUGACCUGGAGUCGAGUCCACAGGUGAAUUGGGGGGACCAGGCUGGGAGCGAAGCUAGGAACACUGAUGGAGAGGAGCUGGACGAGGAGACUCUCAUGCAACUGCACUCCAACCUCAUUUAUGACACGCCUCCCCGAAUCCGCCGCAACACCAAGGGUGACCCCUGUAAGAAGACCCCUCUCUAUGUGGAGUUUAAGGACAUUGGCUGGGAUACUUGGGUCAUACAGCCCCUGGGCUAUGAAGCUUAUGAGUGCAAUGGUGUAUGCAGCUACCCUAUGACCUCUGAGGUCUCGCCUACCAAGCACGCCAUUGUCCAGAGUCGGCUGAGCAGUAAGAUUCCACAGAAGGCAUCACCAGCCUGCUGUGUUCCCACCAAGCUAGAGCCCAUCUCACUCCUUUAUGUCGAGGACGGAGGAGUGGUCACCUACAUGCACAAGUACGAGGGCAUGGUGGUGUCAGAAUGCGGCUGUAGAUAGUCAUAGAACUGACUGUAGGUUCAGGAGAGAGGUAUAGAGACUGUGGAUUAACGUAGACUGAGUGGUCAUCAAUUUCACUAUCAAGAAGAAAAUCAGAUCAAAAGUGCCUAUUUGAAAAUAAUACAUUUCUGCAAACAUUAAGGAUACUUGCUUUGUGAGCUAUUAGCAGACAUAUAGUGUAAACCAUUUUAAGGGCAUGAAUCAUUUCUAUAUCUAUAUUUUGCAGCAUCAACUACAUUGUAUGACAAAGAUAAACAGUGGAGGCGUAAAUAGAAAGAUGACAGAGCAAGAGGGUCCUGCCUGUAUGUGCAUUCAAUUAUGUACAUUUGCCAUUUGUAAAAGUACAUUUCUUAUUAUAUUGAGAUUAUAUAAAUGCUAUUUUACAAUGCCAGCAAUCUAUUUUUUUUUAAAGAAAAAGUGAAAUGUGAAUAUCAUGCUGUUCUUUGUAGUUUGUGAUCAUACAUUUCAUUUUGGCGAUAUUGGUAUGUACCGUCAGAUAUGCACAAGACUUUGUUGGUUUAAAUGGUUGGUCCUGUAUGGCUUAUUUGGUAGAGUAUUUAUUUGUUAUUAUUUUUUUACCAGGCAAGUCAGUUAAGAACAAAUUCUUAUUUUUAAUGACAGCCUAGGAACAGUGGGUUAACUGCCUUGUUCAGGGGCAGAACGACAGAUUUGUACCUUGUCAGCUCGGGGAUUUGAACUUGCAACCUUUCAGUUACUAGUCCAACACUCUAACCACUAGGCUACCUUGCCGCCCCCAGUUUGGCGCUUACCAGGUCAGUACACACACAAAAUGUUACCCAUCCAGCUUCAAUUCGCCAGGGCAUGGACUUUACAAGGGGUCGAAAGCGUUCCACAGGGAUGCUCGCCCAUGUUGACUCCAAUGCUUCCCACAGUUGUGUCGAGUUGGCUGGAUGUCCGUUGGGUGGUGGACCAUUCUUGAUACACACAGGAAACUGUUGAAUGUGAAAAACCCAGCGGCGUUGCAGAUGUUCACACAAACCGAUGCGCCUGGCGUCUACUAACCACACCCCGUUCUAAGACACGGCAAUCUUUUGUCUUGCCCAUUCAGCCUUGUCUCAAUUGUCUCAAGGCUUAAAAAUGCUUCUUUAACCCGUGUCCUCCCCUUCAUCUACACUGAUUGAAGUGGAUUUAAUAAGUGUUAUCAAUAAGGGAUCAUAGCUUUCACCUGGAUUCAGCUGGUCAGUCUAUGUCAUGGAAAGAGCAGGUGUUCAUAAUGUUUUGUACACUAAGUGUAUAUUAUUAAUGAAAGAUAAACUAUAACAGAUAACUCGUAUAUAUCCCACAUGCUAAGACAAAGAGGCGUAUUCUACAGCAGAGCAGAAUAAAUUGUGUUUGAAGUUCAUUACAAAUGUGAGUGCUUUCAGGGUUGGGUAGGUUUCUUUCUAAAUUGAAUACGUUAAAGUUACUAUCAACCUGUCCAAAAUUGCAGUCAGUAAUGUAACGUCUAGAUGACCCAAACUCAGUAACGUAAUCUGAUUACUUUUUUAUUAUUUUCCCCUUAAGUGGCAUUAGAAGACAAAAAGUAUCCAUCAAACCCAUUUGGUGUGUCAUCCGAGGUCUCUGACUUGAGGUCAGACUCACUCAGGUGGAACAAAUUUAAACCUGCAUCUUUUUCCAAUUCUGAAUUGAAUGUCAUUGAGAAAACAGAAAGGUGUCUUUUUUUAUUUAACUAGGCACGUCAGUUAAGAACCAAUUCUUAUUUACAAUGACGGCAUAGCGUAUAGUAAAAAAAUGAAUAAAUCCGCAAACACCCUUUCUGGAUUUAAAAGUAAUCCAUGAAGUGAUCUAGUUUAAAAGUAUCUGUAAUCAACAUGUUACAAUAUGUUUGCUGGUAACGUAACUGAUUACAGUUACUAUUUCUUUGUAAUCAGACAACCCUGUGUGCUUCCAUGAUUGACUAGACAUAGCCUAGUGAAAUGUGUUAGAGAUUACACUUUGUUUGAGGUUCUCCAUUAAAGGCAUGCUGAAAAAGCCAAGAAUACAAGUGCACUACAGCAGAAGUGAACCUGAAAUGAGUAUUGCUUUGAAUAGAGUGGCAUUGUGCAAAAAUGGCACGGAACAAUGAACUUGCUAUAUAGACAACCUUUCAAGAGUGUUACGUCAGAGAAGAGAAUGUGAAAGCAAAGAAAAACUAUACAAAAGUGUCAUUACUUUUAUUUAUUGCAGAUCUCGUUUAUCUCUGCAAUACAUCAAACCUCUCCAAUUGUAGAAAACAGAAGCAGAAAGGUACAGAUGAUGCAGAGCAAUAGAUUAAGUUUGUUUGCUAAAUGUUAUUUUUCCUGAAUACAUAAUACUGUCCAUGUCCAUAGAACCAAAUGGUUGUUUCAAAUCCAUUCUAUCCACUUAUUUGUGGGGUAAUCUAUUUGCCCCAGUCUGACUCACACUCCCUCCCCACAAUCACACUUCCUUCUAAAGCCACAUGCCACGCGAGCCGCUUUCUCCCCCCCCCCCCCCCCCCACCUCAAUGUGAUGGUGAUAAAGAGGUGUCAGGGCCUGGAGACUUGUAGACCAUCACUCAGGAUGAGACGCCAUUCCGAGUGGUGAGCAGUUGGGAGUGGGUGCUGUCAGAUUCCUGGGCCUCAACACCAACAAUCUCUAUGGACGAUCCACCCCCCAGACAGCCUCUCUGUAUUGGACGUUCUCUCUCUACCCCACCGCUGCCUCCCACCUAACCUUGUCUGACAUGGCCACUCGGCAGCCCUAAUCAUGGCUUUGUCUAUAGGACAGAUGGAAAAACACAUGUCACAUCAUUACCCAGUUUCUGUUGUCAGUGGACUGAAGGCGAGACAACCUUUUUGCAAUAACGCUGAAUGACUGAGUCCAGAUUUGCACUUCACUGCCAUGCAUUUGUGAAUCACAACAAUACUGUACUUAUGGGGCUGUUUCAGAUAUUAUUUCAGAGUACUCACUUUAUGAAUUAUGAUGGUUAUUUAUUUUGUCAAUUUCAUUUGACAUUUAAUUCUGUGGCAAUGAAUUAUCUUCAGGAAAAAUAAACUGUUUUGCAGCAUGAA